Stomoxys calcitrans (stable fly) is the source of this 2913-nucleotide messenger RNA. RefSeq lists its product as uncharacterized. Lineage: Eukaryota; Metazoa; Arthropoda; Insecta; Diptera; Muscidae. The transcript has 2 exons. The coding region runs from base 10 to 2763 and encodes 917 amino acids. The record is from RefSeq and is a predicted model, not a curated record.
GCUGUAAUAAUGGGAGAUCUAAAUGUUAGAAUUGGAGAGCUGCGGCAGGAUAUAGGAGAAUUUUACACUGAAAACUUUUAUGCCGGUUAUGAAGUCAGAAAAUCGAAAGAUAAGAUUAUAAAUCAAAAAGGUAAACAAUUUAUACAAUUCUGCAACGAUUACAAUAUAUUCGUAUUAAAUGGUGUAACCAAAGGCGACGAGGACGGAAAAUGCACAUAUGUUAGCACAAUGGGGGAAUCGGUAAACGAUAUAUGUGCUGUAUCUAAAGAAACGUUGGAUAUUGUUAAUGAAUUUGUUGUCGAUGAUAAGGUGUGGUCCGAUCAUUUUCCUAUAAACCUAAAACUGAAUAUGCAAAUGGAAAAGGCAAAAAAGAUGAACUUGCUACCAAAACUAAUUUGGAAAGAUAGUAGAAAAAUUCAAUACCAAAGUUCUCUAAAUGAAAAUUUUGAUUGUAGCUUGUCCACAAACGAAGAAAUAGGUCUAACCGAUGUCUGUAAAUUAAUCCAACUAUCUUCUGUGCCAUCGACUGAAUUAUACUCAUUUGAGCCGAAAUGUAAGUGGUAUAAUAACAAUUGCAACAAGGCAAGAAUAAAAAGCUUUCAAUUAUUAAACGUGUACAGAAAAACAAAAGAUUCAGAAGACCGAAAAAGAUAUCUGUCAGCGCAAAAUCAUUACAAGAUAGUAUGCAAUAACAGUAGAGCCGAUUAUUAUAAUGAAAUGGCAAGUAGAUUAAAUUAUGUUACAAACUCAAAAGAUUGGUGGAAAGUCGCCAGGGAAAUACGUUGCCACCAUAAUCAAGCAGGAUCUGCCCUUACAUCAAAUAUUUUCAAACGCUAUUUUGAAAAUUUAUUAAAUUCAGUACAAAAAAAUGCCGUUAUAUAUUACGCACCAACAUUUACGGAAGACUUGGAUUUAGAUGGACCAAUAAUGAUGUCAGAGUUGAAAAAGAUACUACAAAAUGUGAAGAUUAAUAAGGCUCCUGGCGAAGACAGAGUGCCGUAUGAAUUCUUCGUUAAUGGUACGGAACAGCUGCACAAACAACUGCUUAGAAUAUAUAAUAAAAUAUACACGGAAGGAACAGCUGAUCCAACAUUUACAAAAACGAUCAUUUAUCCAAUAUAUAAAAAAGGAGAUAACAAUGAUCCGUCAAAUUAUAGAGGCAUAUCCUUUAUGAACUGUGUAGCCAAAAUAUUUAUGGGAGUUCUGAACGAACGCUUGUAUAAUUGGGUUGAAAAAUAUGGGAUUCUGACUGAGUUUCAAGCAGGAUUCCGUAAGAAAUAUUCAACGGUUGACAACAUAUAUAACCUUUCAACUGUCAUUAGUCUAAAGCUGGGGGAAAAAAGAAAAGUUUAUGCCUUCUUCGUAGAUUUUAAAGCGGCGUUUGACAAUAUAUCCAGGCAAGCACUAAUCUACAAACUCUUUCAGUUGGGUGUGUCCCACAAAAUGGUAUCUAUGAUAGAAUCAAUCUAUAAUAAAACGCAAUCGGCAGCUUGGGACGGUUAUGAAUUAUCUGAAUACUUUGAUACUACUAAAGGAGUGAAACAAGGAUGCUUACUGUCACCAUUACUAUUCUCUCUUUAUAUCAAUGACCUGUAUGAAUACCUUGAAGGCGGAAUUUUUGUCGAAAAUUUGAACCUACGGCUCCUACUAUACGCUGAUGACAUUGUGUUGCUAGCAGACGACGUCCAUGUAUUACAGAAUAUGAUACACAACCUAGAAAUAUACUGUAAUACCUGGAACCUGGAAGUGAACCUAUCAAAAUCGGAAAUUAUGGUUUUCAGGAAUGGAGGCAGACUAGCCAAACACGAAAAAUGGAAAUUUAAUGGAAACGUAAUUAAAAUUACAAAUGAAUAUAAAUAUUUAGGGGUAAUAUUCACACCAAAGAUGACAUUUACUAAACAUAUCCAAAAUCGGAACAACCAAGCAAAAAUUGCAAUAAACGCAACAUGGAAAAACUUUGUAGGCAGAACAGACAUAAAUAUGAACGCAAAAUGGAAAUUGUUUUUAGCGGUUUGCAGAUCCAUUCAAACCUACGCUGCCCAAGUUUGGGGGUUCUGUCAUUUCGAAGAAGUUGACUCCUUGCAACGUUAUUUCUUAAAAAGGAUUUUAAAACUACCAGUUUGUACUCCAAACUACGUACUCAUGCUAGAAACGGAGGUAGAGGAUACACAUAUAUAUACCCUGGGACUGCACUUAAAAUAUAUAGGAAAAACUCUGUUUCAGCAUUCGGGCGCUAGAUUGACAAACCAGCUAUCCAAUAUUGCAUUACGCAGAAAUGUCUUCUGGGUAAAAGAACUGAAAUCCUUAGCUGCAAGUAUGGAUAUUCAAUGGCCUGAAGCAUUUCCUUCAUCAAGCCUAUGGAUUCACAGAAAAACGGAAAGCCAACAAAGAAUAUAUAAAUACCUGGACCCGAACAAAGCCUAUCUCUAUCUUAAUGAGCGAUACACAUCAGAAAAUAUUACUUGGAUAUUUAAAGCUCGCAGUGGAAUGAUAUCCCUGGGUUACAAUAACUUUGAAGAGAAUGAGUCGGAAAAAAUGUGUAAGCUUUGCAACCUAAGAGAAACAGAAACUUUGGACCAUUUCCUUGGAAUUUGUCCGGUUCUAAGAGAAUUUAGAUUGGCCGCCUUUAGUAAAGCAUCAUUGAGCUUCGUAGAAGUACUCCAUAUACUAGACGGAAUUGAAGUGGGAAAUUGGGAUAAGCUAACAACUUAUUUACGAAUGGCUUAUAAUUAUCGGCAACUUUUAUUAAAUGAAUAUCAUUAAUUAAAAUUUAAAGUUUAUGCGACAGACGUUAUACACAUAGUCGCUAAUAAAUAUUACUUCUUUCUAAGAAUAAAUGUACAUAUUUAGAAAAUUAAUUUUAAGUAACAUAUCUGCUAUGAAUCAAAGAUUUUAUUCGAAUAAAGAAGUCCU